This is a messenger RNA of Blumeria graminis f. sp. triticale, 114 nucleotides long. The record is from the annotation of a GenBank genome assembly. NCBI's taxonomy places the organism in Eukaryota, Fungi, Ascomycota, Leotiomycetes, Helotiales, Erysiphaceae.
AUGGAGCUUGAGCAAGAUGCCAACACCAUGGAGCUCACGAUAUACAUACGCAUGGAAAUAAGCCUCCAUCAGCAGGCAGAACUUAAUGGAAGGCAAGGGACAUUACAUAGCUAG